AUGGGCAAGGAUACUAGACUCAAGAAUAUCAAGAACACUAAAGCCAAGGCGGAGAGGAAUCCCCGUUCCAGACGUCCUGCGGCAAGGCCACGUCGGCGCCGAGCACGCUCUUCAAGCUCUGCCGAGAGCGACCUGCUCGAGACCCCUCCUCCUCCCCCGGCUCUGACUAUCCCAGUCGUCGGCGAGGACGACAUCCCUCCCCUCUUGCCUGUUGAGGAAAAGCCAUCUCAGCAGCUGGACCUCCUCGACAUCCUCCCACCGGCACCACCCCCAGGCCAACGACCAGGACCAGUAUGCGAGUCACGCACUUGCACGUCCUUUUACUUUGCUGGGCACCUUGACAACCGCAGCCAGUGGCAGAUACUUCACCAAGCCCUCGUGACGUACAUGUACGAGCUGAACAUGUCCCCGCAGGUCGCAUGGCACAAUCACCGCACAGGCGAAUUCCGUGGCAGGGAGCAAAAGUACACAAUUCUCAAUGUUGUCACAGGCUCGACGUGGACCAACGUCUUCGAGAAGGACGUGGAGGGUCUCAUCCGUAUCGUGUGGCAGGGCGGGGAUCGGAAGAUCGAAGUGUAUCGCUCCGCACACGAAUAG
This is a messenger RNA of Cutaneotrichosporon cavernicola, 597 nucleotides long. RefSeq lists its product as uncharacterized. The transcript is spliced from 4 exons. The record is from RefSeq and is a predicted model, not a curated record. NCBI's taxonomy places the organism in Eukaryota, Fungi, Basidiomycota, Tremellomycetes, Trichosporonales, Trichosporonaceae. Bases 1 to 597 code for a protein of 198 amino acids.